UCUAAAAGCCUCUAGCUGCAGAUAUCACGAUGUCGUGGAGGCCGAGAAAUUGCUCAGCUUUCAGCUUUCAAUUAGAAUCAUGUCUUUAUGCAACGGUCAGAAAUCUCCAUUUUUUGCUUCUCGAGUUCCCCGGACUCCCCGGAUUCCCCCGAAGUACCUAACUCUUAUAUAGAUUUUGUUUAGAGAACUAGUAUGCGGAGAGUCCUUACACCGGCCUCCUAUUCAUGUAAUAUAAAGGGGCUGAUAAUGACCGAGGUUCGUUGAAUCCAAUUCCAGUGCUACGCAUUUUUAUGCUUUCUUAAUAUCUGCUGCUAUUUAGGUUCGACCUGUUCUUUGUGCCACUCAAGAUCCAAUAUGGAAACCAACUUCGACGUAUUAAUUGUUGGAAUGGGCCCUGCCGGUCUUUCCGCAUGCUCUCGCCUUGGAGUCACUAACCUGAGAGUUGCCAUUGUCGACAGUGGCAAGGCCGUUUACGACCGUGAUCGGCAAGACUUCAAUGAUGCCACGAAGGGUCAUGGUGGAGCAGGGUUGUUCUCUGAUGGGAAGUUCUCGUUUUUCCCUUCGGCUUCUGAGCUAUGGUCUCUCAGGGGCGACCAACUGCGGAAAGCUUAUGAGUGGACUUGCUCCGUCCUUCAAGCUGCCGGACUUGACACCCCGCCAUUCCCUCAAAAUAUAGACCAAUAUUCGGGUCACGAACCAGGAGUAGAUGAAUGGAUCUUGAAGGCUUACCCGUCAGAUUAUUUGUCUCUAGACAGCCGUUUAAAGUUCAUCGACGGACUGGUCGCCAGCUCCAAAGCUACAAUCUUCAGCCAGACGAACAUCCGUAGUAUAUCCCACGACCAGGUUGCCGACUUAUUUCGUGUAGAAACCGAGUCCACAUCAGAAGCAGUGUCACGGCAGCUCACAGUUAGGCGGGUGAUCAUGGCCACUGGUAGAUUUGGUCCACUACAAGACUCCCUGAAGCAAUUGGCCACCGAUUUCACUUUCAGACGGUUGGAAGUGGGGUUUCGCAUCCAGCAACACAGCGACAAAGCUUUCUUUCGCGGCAUGAAACAACUGGACCCAAAAUUACGAAUCAAACAAGCUGAUGGGAGUAUCGAGUGGCGCACGUUCUGUGUCUGUCGACGGGGAGAAACUUGUCUCACUAAAACCGGUGGACUGUGGACUGUAUCUGGCAGAUCAGACUGUCCGCCUACCGGUUUAUCCAACUGCGGAUUUAACAGUCGGAUAACGGACUCGGAAAUCGCCGAAGAAACGCUGAGACCCCUAUUGGAAUCCCUUAGCAAUGCUCAGGUUCACUACAAACUCCAAGUGUCCGACGUUCUCAAAGGUGAUCCACAUGUAUUGGCGCAAUUAGACCGCGUUUACGGUCCCAAGCUUCGAGAGCUGAUGGUCAAGGGGCUCACUUCUCUUGCAAAUUCUUUUGAGGAUCUAGCCUCAGAUGUCGAUGCAGAGCUUAUUGGACCAACCUUGGAAGGCAUUGGAUGGUAUCCCAAAGUUGAUACCGGUCUGAGACUUCUCAACGCACCUGUAUGGGUAGCUGGUGAUGCCUGUGGGCUGUUUCGUGGGAUUGUUGCGGCCAUGAUCAGUGGGCAUUAUGCUGCAACAGGUGUGUUAGAGGAUCUCAACCUGAGAUAUUCAACUGUAUCUUGCGAUGUUUGCGACGGAUUGGCUUGCCAGUGUGUAUUGAAGCAAGUUGUCACAGCUUAGGUUUCAAGGAGGCCAUAUCAUUGGGGGAUGUUUAGAUUCACUUCUAACGCCACUUCUUUUCCAGUCUGGAAGGACUGCUUAUUGUCGUCUUAAUCAAG
This is a messenger RNA of Annulohypoxylon truncatum, 1808 nucleotides long. RefSeq names its product FAD/NAD(P)-binding domain-containing protein. The transcript has a single exon. The record is from RefSeq and is a predicted model, not a curated record. Bases 355 to 1710 code for a protein of 451 amino acids. NCBI's taxonomy places the organism in Eukaryota, Fungi, Ascomycota, Sordariomycetes, Xylariales, Hypoxylaceae.